Molecule: messenger RNA, 1805 nt
Organism: Dreissena polymorpha
Lineage: Eukaryota; Metazoa; Mollusca; Bivalvia; Myida; Dreissenidae
Product: microfibril-associated glycoprotein 4-like
Exons: 1
Coding region: 56-1243 (395 amino acids)
Source: RefSeq, a predicted model, not a curated record
CGAGCUCUCUACUUAUAAAUUUAUAAUUAUUGUAAGGAGGAGCGCAUGGUAAAUAAUGAAGCUCUCUGUGUUCUUUGUUAUGUUGAUUGGGCUAUUAUGUGAAGAAGUCUGCUGUUUUCCUGACAGUCGAAUCCAGGAAAGGUUAAAUUACAUAGAACAUAUUGUUGAGGACCUGAGAAGAGAUCUUAAAACUGAAGCCGACUACAGACGAGAGGAUAUCGCAACUUUGUAUGCCAAAUUGACUGGAUCUUCUGGACUCAAUGCGAAAUGUCUCGAUGGACAUCCUCCGGGCAAUAGAAAUAGUCGAAUGCAUUUUUCUGAUGAUAUAUCAACAACAAACGACCAACUCAAUAAGUCUAUGUCACUGUUCAGAGUAGAAGCGGUUAAAGUAAAAGAACAAUUACUGCUAGAAAUAAAACACAUGGAGGACAUUUAUAAUCAAAAGAUAUUGUCACAAUCGGAGGAAAAAGCUCCUGAUUUCAGGAAAUCAAGUAUGAAAGUGAAGUCUUUGAUACAGAGUAUGAACACAUCUUUGGACAAUUUCACAUCUCAUGUAAUGAAUUAUACAAGUGCGUUUCAGAAUUUUGUCAACGCAUUUGCUGAGACUCACGAAUAUAAAGACAAAAUAAGGACGAAGCGACCUACAUCUUGUAAAGAUGUAAAUGAAAGCGGGAUUCAUACAAUAUACCCCGACUUUAAGCCCUCUGGCAUUGCUGUAUAUUGCGAGAUCAAUGAAAACAAGGACUGGAUCGUAAUUCAGCGUCGAAAAUAUGGAACGGUUGAUUUUGAAAGGUCUUGGGACGAAUACAAGGCGGGAUUUGGUGAUAUGAAUGGUGACUUCUGGCUUGGUAACGAGUAUUUAUACCAACUGACUAAAUUUCAAUCGCGUCAGUUGCGAAUAGACAUGGAGACAUUUGAAGGGAAGGAGGUCUAUGCGAUGUAUAACGAGUUUGGUGUUUCGUCAGAGGCUGGAAAAUAUACCUUGAAGGUUGGCGGAUACAGUGGAGAUGCUGGUGAAAAGUUAGUGUAUCACAAUGGACAGAAGUUUUCGACGUUCGAUGCAGACAAUGAUGAUUCUGACUGUUGUGCUUGCAUUGGGGGUAGUGGUUGGUGGUAUAAAAGCUGUAAUAGUUGUCAGCUGAACGGAAAAUACCACUACAAGCAUGAUAGUAUAUCUUCAAAUUACAUAUACUGGAGCGGUUUGUCGGGCAGUCUGAAAUACGUAGAAAUGACAAUUCACUGAAUCGUGGUACUCAUGUUGUGCUUUUUUUCAUUGUGUAAAUAUGUGUUUGAACGCCUUUCAUUCAUCAACCACAACUGCUGUAGAUGUUUUGCAAAUAUGUGUGUAGCAUGCCUUUUGUUUUUGUACUUACGAGCUAGAUAACAUGUUUAAGGAUAAAGAUAUCCCAAUAACCCAAAUAACGGCACAAUCAAAGACGUUUUCAAAGACAUUUGUUAAUUUUCUGUUAUCAGUUGGAUGUAAAAUCAUACAACAAGAAUUCUCUCAUAUCAAUUAUUUAAAUGGGUGCGUUUUGGACAAAAAUAGGAGAGUAUCGAUUGGCAUAGCAUCAGUUGGUAUGUCCUUUUAAACGUUUGAAUAAACUGGACACUUAUGGAAAUGUGAAUACAUUUAAUGGAUUACAUGUGCAGUAACGUACUGUUUAGGAAUAUAUCUUUUUAUAACUGUAUCACACUAUGUUUAAUAGUGAAAAUUGUCUUAAUAUCUACGUACGAUUCGUAUUAUAAUAUUGUGAAUUGCAUAUCUUAUUUCAUGCUCAUACCGUCACAAUGGAAUGUUUGUUAUG